Molecule: messenger RNA, 2344 nt
Organism: Aureobasidium subglaciale EXF-2481
Lineage: Eukaryota; Fungi; Ascomycota; Dothideomycetes; Dothideales; Saccotheciaceae
Exons: 3
Coding region: 482-2119 (545 amino acids)
Cellular component (GO): nucleus
Source: RefSeq, a predicted model, not a curated record
GUGCCGCCAGCCGCCGCCCAGGCCAUUGUUUGAGCACUUUCGAGUUGCAACGCAGCAGCAGCACAGAACAGCAGAAGCGAGAGACACGUCGAUAAAGUUUCGCUGCUUGCCGAGGUUACAUAAUACACUCGCCUCGCCGUCCCUACGCAAGCGGUAGUUACUCUACGCCCUGCCCUGCCUUGCCUUGCGACUGUCCGUCCGACGCUGUCCGCCGUCCGCGAUCCGUCUCGAAAUUCCAGAAUUUCCGUAAUCAUCCCGUCGACACCCUGCUCCCCGGCCACGCCACAACAACUACUACUUUGCAUACCAGCUCGCUCUCCGACUCCUGUCUCGACUCGACCCAUUCAUUCUUGCCUUGACUCGACCUUCUGGCCCCAGUUCAUCUUCGAGGUCCUGAUCUCUGCCUGACGCGGUCCCGCUUCUGGGAAGUUUCCAGAAAUUCUCUCAAUAACCAUCUUUUGCCCUCGACACCCUACACAUCAUGGCCUCGUCGGCUUCCCCCAUAGAUAUCGCCACGCCACGCGCGUCGCCCCCAAACCAAACCUCCAACCUCACCAGCCAACUGCAAGCCGCAAAUGCGCGAAGCGGCGACACUCAACCGCCGACUUUCAUGGCCAACAUGGAGCGUCGCGGCAGCGAGUUCAGACCCGAUAGCCUGCGCCACGGCUCCAUCAACAUGGGCAACUCUUUCCACUCACGUCCCAUCUCGAUGCGUGAUCGCGGUCGUCGCGAUAGCACUAACCACGCUGGCAGUCUCAUGGCUGGCAUGAGCUGGGGAGGUCUGUCCGUGGGCAGCUUUAUCCGCGACGAUCUGAUCAUGGCAGGCACCUCGCCAUACAACUUCCAGUCUCCAUCCUUCCACUCGUCUUCAUACCUCCCCAAGAUGGAGGCCAACUUCAUGAAGGACUACAUUUGCUGCGGCAUCACGCUCGAUUCGCUGCACGAGCUGCUUCAGCACUACGAAGAAGCUCACGCCCAAGUACCUACACAAACCAUGGGUCGCACUCCCAAGGAGCACUUGCUCGCCAACGCUCGCAAUGCCAAUGCCGGCACUGCCGCUCAGAUGUUGCAGCAGCAGCAGCAGAGCCAGCCUCACAAUCACCAGCAAGCCCCCCAGUUUGACCACCCCUCUGGUCUUUCUCAAGGCCUGGCCCGCGACCCUCUGCAAGAUCACGACAUGGACGACAUGGACAUGGACAUGGACGAUUCGACUAUCGCUCCCGCUGUGCAGGACCCAUACCACAGCCACCAGUUCCAGCCUCAACCACAGUUCGGCAGACAGCAGGCUAGAGCCCCGUCAAUCAACAUUGGCAUGGCAAGCGCCUUCCAGAACACACAACAAGUCAACAAUGUGUCGACGCCCACAACACCACAGCCCGGCCAGACCAUGCAUCUCGGUGGCUUCAACCCUACCGUUUCCUCGGUAAACACGCCGACCUUUGGACAAACAUCACAGACCGUGAGUCCAUCAGAGUCGACAGUGCACACCCCAGGCGAGAUUGACCCGUCCAAUUUCAAUGCAUCAAUGUCCGGCUUCGGCUUCCCUGACAUGAACGGGCAACAAGACGAGUCACGGUGCAUCGAUGACCCCGCCAAGCGUUUGCUCAGCAAGCAAGGCGGUAUGGGCGGUUUCAAGAACCCGAGUCAAUUUGCCAACAACAGCGAAUUGGCCAAACGCCUACGGGAGCAACAGCUCAUCCAAGGCUUCGGCUUCCCUGGUGAAGAAGCCAAGCCUUUCCGAUGCCCUGUCAUCGGCUGCGAGAAAGCAUACAAGAACCAGAACGGUCUCAAGUAUCACAAACAACACGGUCAUCAAAACCAGCAACUCAAGGAAAACCCAGAUGGCACCUUUUCCAUUGUGGACCCCGCUACAUCAAUUCCUUAUCCCGGCACUGUCGGCAUGGAAAAGGAGAAGCCUUAUCGCUGCGAGGUCUGUGGUAAACGCUACAAGAACUUGAACGGCCUCAAGUACCACCGUCAACACUCGCCGCCUUGCAAUCCUGAUCUCAAACUCAAUCCUGUCGCCGUUCCGCAGAUGCCUAAUGGAAUGCAAGCUAUGAACGUCAAUGUUGCUGGAGCCGGUCUCUCCAUGGGUAUGGAUGAUGGCCUGGGUUACUAGUACCCUUCUUACUGCUCUCUUUACCUGUUCUGUCAGAGGCGUUGGCGGCGCCCUUGUGUCUGGAUCGCUCUUGCUGUUCACGAUACACAUCCGCUUCACUUUGUGAUACCCGGCACUGCACGAUCCUCCUUUUAGGGCGGCUCUCGUCCUGCGCUCUUCUUUGCUUGAUUGCUUUUUCGGUUUUUUGCGGGUAAUUUUCAAAAUUGUUUUGAUUCUAUUUUCGGG